UGUUGCCCGUAGCCCACUAAUUAGAGGCAGCGAUAGCUGUCAACAUGGCAAACGCGUACAAACCAAAAAGGUUGAUUAGUCUAAUCUAAUCCACAUACUAAUCCGCCAUUUUUAGAAUUAUUAAGCAGCAGCAGCAGCAGCAGCAGCAGCAGCAUCAAUACCAAUUCUUCGCCACUACCAGAUCCGUGUUUUCUGAAACUCUGCUCUUCAUUUUCACAAUUUUCCUUCUUUUGACUUUUCUCUGACUUUGUCGCUGUUGUUGUUGUCUCUCUGUGCAAUGGUGAAUUCCUCAAUCAUUCCCGCUUUUUCUUUCCUCUCUCUUCUUCCCCUUCUCCUGCUUUUCUUAGAAGUUUCCUCGUCUUUUACACCCACCGAUCAUCACCUAAUCAACUGCGGGUCAUCCGCCCCUUCCACCAUCGAUGCCGACCACCGCAAGUUCUUCGGCGACGAGUCGUCGCUUCCUCACUCGGUUCGCCUAUCGGCUUCUCAGACGAUUCCACUCACUGAUUUAGAGUUCAAACUAUCUGGGGAUGUCUCCCCUCUUUACAACUCGGUCAGAAUCUUCAGAAAACCCUCGAAAUACACGUUUCGGGUCAAAGAGAAAGGUGCUCAUUUGGUACGUCUUCAUUUUCACCGUUUUGAUUCCUCGAAUUUCGAUCUUUCAGAUGCUCAAUUUCAUGUUUUAGCUGAUGGGUAUUUGUUGUUGAAUGAAUUUAGUGGGUUGACCAUGAAAUCGCUUGAAAUUAGAGAGUAUAUUUUGUGGGUUGAUAGUGAUAAACUUGAACUUUCUUUUAAACCUUUGAAGAAAUUCAAUUUUGGUUUUGUCAAUGCAAUUGAAGUUAUUUCUGCGCCUAGGGAUUUGAUUUUGGACAGUGCCCAAUUUGUAGAUUCUAAUGGGGUGAUUAAAAUUGAUGGAAUUUCUAGAAGUGCAUUUGAAACUAUGUUUAGGGUUAAUGUUGGAGGGGCUAAAGUGACCCCUUUUAAUGAUUCUUUGUGGAGAACAUGGACUACUGAUGAUGGAUAUUUAGAAUCAGAUCAUGGGUCUAAAGAAGCUCAUUUUGGUGGUAAAAUUAAGUACCAAUUGGGAGGAGCAAGCCGAGAAGUUGCCCCUGAUAAUGUGUACAACAGUGCGAGAGUGGUUAGUGCUUCGAGUUCUGGUGUUGCGAAAGAGUAUUUGACAUGGGGUUUUCCGAUUGUUGAUGGGUACAAGUAUCUUGUGAGGACCCAUUUCUGUGAUAUUGCUAGUCCUGUGCUCGGAUCAUUGUAUUUCAAUGUGUAUGUUAAUGGGGAUAUGAGUAUCGAAAAUUUGGAUCUAUCAACGAUUACAAACAGUUUAGCUUCCCCUUACUAUGCUGAUUUCGUGGUGAAUGGAGAAAAUGGGGUAAUUACAGUUAGUAUCGGGCAUUCAAAAGGGAGCUCAUCUUCAGGGGUUGAUGCAUUAUUGAAUGGAAUAGAAGUCUUCAAAAUGAGCAACUCAAUGAAUAGCCUUGAUGGAAUGGUGUCUGCAAAGUCAAUCCUGAGAAGAUGUAGAGGAGGAAACAGUAGUUUUUUGGUACUUGUUGUUGCUGCAGUUGGGCUGUUGGUUGCUGCAUCUGUUGUCUUGCGGAAAAGAUUAAUGGCUGCUAGUGAUUCUGUGGCAUGGUCUCCUUUGCCUGUGGAUAUUUCUGAAGUUAGUUUGAAGUCGACAUAUUUGUAGUACGUUUUGCAAGUUGGGUCCUUUUGGAGGUGAAUGUAUGUAUGUAUGUUGCAAAAUUGCAAAUCCUAGUCUUGUUUGAAGGUCGAAUAUGGGCAUCGGAGAACUUUGGUUCAGAGACUUCAGACAAUGCUAGAUGUGAAAUGGACUGAUUCCCUUUCAGUUAUGUAAGUAUAACUUUUACGGAGUACUUGUGAAUGACUUCCGAUUAUAGAUAUUUAUUUUGUUGUUGAUAUAAUGUUAACAUUCUUUCUAAGGUUAGUGAUCCUGUUGUUUGAUUGUUAUAUAUGGUGAAGGCAUACGAAUGAAAACCAACUGUAAUGGAUAUGUGCGUAGAAUAAUUUUCUGGUUUGAAUGGUGUCAUAUAUUAAUGAGUAAUUUUUCCUCCC
Messenger RNA from Spinacia oleracea (spinach), 2082 nucleotides. Its product is annotated as probable receptor-like protein kinase At5g24010. Gene Ontology annotation, molecular function: transmembrane receptor protein tyrosine kinase activity. Gene Ontology annotation, biological process: protein phosphorylation. The coding region runs from base 278 to 1696 and encodes 472 amino acids. The record is from RefSeq and is a predicted model, not a curated record. The transcript has a single exon. Lineage: Eukaryota; Viridiplantae; Streptophyta; Magnoliopsida; Caryophyllales; Amaranthaceae.